This is a messenger RNA of Anas platyrhynchos (mallard), 3658 nucleotides long. RefSeq lists its product as uncharacterized. Gene Ontology annotation, molecular function: ATP binding; protein serine/threonine kinase activity. The record is from RefSeq and is a predicted model, not a curated record. Gene Ontology annotation, biological process: protein phosphorylation. Lineage: Eukaryota; Metazoa; Chordata; Aves; Anseriformes; Anatidae.
AAUCCCCCCGUGCCUCUCUCCAUCCUGUCCGUCUGUCCCCACGCAAUGCCCCGUCCGUCCUGCCCCUGCCUAUGUUUGGAGGUCGGCACGCGUUGCGCCUGACACAUGUUCCCAGCCCAAGCGGGAGAGAUUAGCGCGGGCCGGCGCUGCCCUGGGUCCAGCGGCGUCGGAGAGCGCAGGAAAAUCUGAGUCACGGCUCCGGGCUCCGGGGCGGCUGCGGGGCCGGUGGCACUGCGCUGUGCCCCAGGGACAGCGCAGAGACACCGGGCCCAUGGAGGAGUCAGAGGAGGACGGGGAGGACAACGAGGUGUUCCUGGAGCAGCUGAUGGUGCAGACGGGCCAGGCCGUGCCACGGCAGGAGCUGGAGGAGCAGUACACCGUGCUGGAGGAGCUGGGCAGCGGCACCUACGGCCGUGUGGUGCUCACCGAGCCCCGGGAUGGUGGCUCACCGGUGGUCCUCAAGCUGAUGCUGAAGGAGAACACGGAGUGGAGGGCGUUCCUGCGGGAGUACUGCAUCGCCCUGUGCCUCUCUGGCCAUGCUGCCUGCAUCCGUGCUCUGCCUGUCGCCUUCGAGAGCGCCACGCACUUUGCCUUCGGGCAGGAGCUCGCUCCUGCUGGGGACCUGUGCACCCUCCUCACCCCAGGGGAGGGUCUGGCGGAGGUGCUGGUGAAACGCUGCGCCUCCCAGCUGGCGGAGGCUCUGGAUUUCAUGCACAGCCGGGCCCUGGUCCACCGGGACGUCAAGCUGGACAAUGUGCUGCUCUUCGACCGUGAGUGCCGGCGGGUGAAGCUGGGUGACUUCGGGCUCACCCGCCUGCAGGGCUCUGCCGUUCGUGCCAUGUCCAGCACCCUGCCCUAUUCCCCACCAGAGCUCUGCCUGCUCCAGGGCUCGGACACGCUGGAGCUGGACUCCAGCCUCGAUGUCUGGGCCUUUGCCGUCCUGCUCUUCUGCCUCUGCACUGGCUGCUUCCCCUGGGCUGUGGCUGCCAGCCCUGACCCCCAGUUUGAGGACUUCAGUGCCUGGCAGAGCGGUGCGGAGGGGCGGGAGGCGCCUCCAUCCUGGCAGGGCUUUGCUUAUGGGGCACAGGAGAUGUUCCGUCGCCUGCUGAGGCUGGACCCUGACCGCCGGAGCCCAGCCAUCGAGGUACAGAAAUACCUGUCCCUGCCGUGGCUGACAGCACAGGACACCGGGGCUCGGCUGGAUGGUGGCGACAGGCAGGAGGCAGCAGCAGGCAGCCCCCAGGUCCCCAUUACCCAGGGCUGUGCCCCAGCCAGUGGCUCAGGAGGGAGUGUGAGGGAUGCUGCAGGUGCUGGGGAGCAGGGUGAUGGCAGCUGCAGUAGCGGGGAGGGUGUACCCACACCACCCGCAGGUACCCUCGCCCUGUGCCACUAGUCAGCAUCUCCAUCAGCCACGGGGACAGGCAGCAAGGGGGGUUCUGAGGUCUGGGCCAGGGUCUUCUUGUGGGCUGGGGUGAAAACUUGGUCCACACGCGGCACCCUGGGUGUAAGGGUCAGAGGCAGCAAGCAGUGCUAGAAAAGUGCUGCAGGCAAGGGAAGGAGAAGAAAUGCUCAGGGCAGCAUUUUUGGCGGGGAGGAGGAGGGGGGUCAGGGAUGCCAGUCCCAUCUCAGCGCCUCGCCUGCUGCUAAUGAACAUCACUCAUGAUGACAAAAUGCCUGAUUAACACAUGUGCUAGGGUGGCAAGGAGAAGCCAAGGGAAAAGCAGCCAAAGGUUGACAGAUAAGUGGGAAGAGAGCAAUCAGUCAGAAAUCAUUAAGGCUGGUUCAAGGCCUUGGUAGGAGCAGCUGCAAAAACAGCUCAGUAACAGCAGGGGAACCCAGAAAUGGGUCCAACCUCCCCUACUCACACGUGUGUGUGAGGAGGCUGUCAUCCCUGCUGUAAUUAGUUAAGAUGCCAAGCAGUCUCCUUGGGGUUAAUGAGCCGAAGAACCAAGCAUGAGCCCUCCAGGCACACAGCUGGGCUGGGAGGAGCCGCAGGGCGAAUUUAGUGCUUGACGGAAACCUGAUCAACGUGGGAUUCAGCUCCCUCUGAGCUAUGCAAGGCUCUGCCACAGGCAGGAUAAUCUGCACCACGAGGACUGGGUAAUACAAAAGUCUGAAGAGAGCAGAGCGAAUGAGCUGGGAUGGCGCUGGAUGUGGAGGAGGUGGGGUGGGGGUCAGGAGAAUGGGCAUCAGCAGCUCGAAGGGUGGCAGAUGUCAGCAGAGGGGUUCCAGAGGUGAAGCCACUGUGGUCUGGGCUGUUUGCACCAAAGUGGAGCUCACCUGGUGUGAGCCCAGUGCGUGUCAGCUGGCCAAAAAAAACCUGCUCCCUCCAGGCUCACCCUGCUCUGCCCAGGGAGCCCAGAGGGGUGCUGAAUGCUGCCACUGGCAUGCCAGCCCUUCCCAUCUCUCGUGGGAGCCCACCAGAAAGCUGGGGAGGGAUUUAUCAGGUUGUGUAGAGAUAGGACAGGGGGUAACAGCUUUAAAAUAAAAGGUGGUAGAUUUAGAUUAGAUCUUAGGAAGCAAUACUUCAUGAUGACAGUGGUCCAGGUCAUGCAGAGAAGCUGGGGAUGCCCCAUCCCUGGAAGUGCUCAAGGUCAGGUUGGAUGGGGCUUUGGGCAACCUGGUCUUGUGGGAGGUGUCCUGGGCACCUGGAAAGAGAUGGUCUUUAAGGUGCCUCCCAGCCCAAACCAUUGUUUGGUUCUGUGAUCUCCUGCCAAGUGAGAGGAGCCCCGCUGCACAGAGGAAGGAGAGGUGCUGAGAUGCUGAAAGUUAAUAAAAUUCUCUGUUGUUCUGCCUUUUUAUAACCAUGUUUUCCCACAAGCCCUGAAUCUCCUCUGGGUGCCAUGCUUGCAGAGCGAGGUAUUGGAAGGGUAUUGGACUCACAAGACAAGGAAAAGCAGACCCUUGUCUGAUCAGAGCUGGAAAAGAAACCUCCCCCUGCCCCUGAAGUGCCCCUGCACAAUAGAAAUAAGGUCCUAAGGCAGGAGAAAGGAGACUCGGGGAGAAAUAGUAAAGACCUCAGAAAGACCAACACACAGGGUGGACUCAGUCUCUCCCAACUGCAUCCAAACCAGUGCCACAAAGAAGGCACGAAGGGUGUUAAGUCAUUGGAGACUCGUCUACAAGAGGCACCAAGGCUCCCAUUUGCCGUCCAGACUAUCUCUCCACAGAGAAUUUCUGCCUGCCUGGGGUCCAGAUUCAUGAUAUUAGGGCUAACAAUUCUCUUGGGUCCGAAAGACCACCACACCUUCCUACACUUUCAAGUAGCAAGGCGAUGCUCUAGCAAGGACAUUCUGAAAUAUAUAAAAGGAUCUUAUGUCCCUUGGAAAAAUAUUGAAGGGAUGGGGAGCACAAGUAGUGUUCUCCUUUGGCCUCCCAGUUGGUGACUGGAACCCAGGAAGAAAGAGACAAAUGGGACAAGUGAAUGCUUGGCUGAGAGGCUGGUGCCAUGCCCAAGGGUUUGGGUUCUGUGACACUGGGUGCAUUUUUGAGGGGCCAGGUGUGAUGAUGCUGGAUGGGGCACAGCUAUCCAGGUGGGGCAAGAGUGUUGUGGGCAGUAAGGUAGCUGGGCUGAGAGCUUGUGAGUAAGAGUCAUGGACCACACCAAUAAAGGACACCUUGUGGUCGGGGUCUGCUCCAGGCUGCCUGACCAAGGGCA